AAGCCGGCUCCGAGCCCCGAGCGCGGGACGAGGCGGGAAAAGCUGCGCGCAUGCGUAGGCCGGCGGGCCGGGCUCCCCAGGAUGGGGAAGCGAAGGUGGAGUUUUCAAGCGGGAACUUGACCCGUUAGGCGCCGCGGCCAUGGCGGCGCGCUCGCCAUCCUCCCCGGUGCCCCCGGCCCCGGGACGGCAGUCGGGCCGCCGGUCCCCGCGCCUCGGGCACGGAGCCGAGGUGCACGCCGUGCGCAGCGAGGCCUCGGGUCUGGCGGGCGCCGCGAGGGAGGUCUUCGCGGAUCAAAGGGACAUGGUCUGGAGGGGCGAAGAAGGGGCAGGGGGCCGGCGAGGGCCGGGCAGGACCGGGGCCGCUCUCGCUCCGGUCGCCUGCGCGCCCGCGGGGUCCUGGCGGCCGGAGGGCCUCUCCUUAGAGGAGGCGAAGGCGACUCGGACACAGCUGCUGGAGGAAGAGCUGAGCAGCCUAAAGGAGGAGCUGGCCCUGUGUCAGGCUGACAAAGAAUUUGUAUGGUCUUUGUGGAAACGUCUCCAGGUGACAAAUCCAGAUCUCACUGAAACUAUCAGUUUAGUCGUGGAAAGAGAAAAACAGAGAUCUGAAGCCAAAGACAGAAAAGUUCUGGAAAUUUUACAAGUCAAGGAUGUUAAAAUACAAGAAUUGGAGCAGACUGAGUCAGUAUUAAGACAGGAAAUAAAUGACCUUGAGAAACAGAUGACUAUGGUUGUUGAAGAAAAUGCCUUCUUGAGGAAAGAAUUCAGUGAUUUACAGAAGAAGUUUAAAGAUAAAAGCCAAGAAGUUAAGGACACUAAGGAGUGUGUACAGAAUAAAGAAGAGCAAAACAGACUGUGUAUAAAAAGCCUGGAGGAGGAAAAUGAGAAAUUACAUACACGCUGCACUGACCUGCUAAAUGACCUGGAGAGACUGAGGAACCAGGAAGCACACUGGAGGAAAGAGAAAUACAGUGCGGAUGCAAAAGUAAAGGCCUUUGAAGACAAUUUAAUGGAAGCAAAGAAAGAAAUUGAAUUAUCACAGAGUAAAUAUAAUGCUCUGUCACUACAGCUGAAAAACAAACAGACUGAACUUCUCCAAAAAGAUAUGGACAUCGCACUGGUCAGGAAGGAACUACAGGAGCUGCAGAAUCUGUACAAGCAGAACAGCGCGCAUACAGCACAGCAAGCAGAGUUGAUCCAGCAGCUCCAGGUCCUCAACAUGGAUACACAGAAAGUACUAAAGAAUCAGGAAGAUGUUCACACAGCUGAAAGUAUAUCAUACCAAAAACUUUAUAAUGAAUUACAUAUUUGUUUUGAAACUACAAAAUCAAAUGAAGCUAUGCUACGGCAAAGUGUUGUUAAUCUUCAGGACCAACUGUUUAAAAAAGAACAAGAAAAUAUAGAAUUAAAAGAAAAAUUUAAGGAACCACAAGGAGCACCCAGUCUAUCCCCUCCAGAGAGUGAUUCAAAUCACUCAGCAAAGCCAGCGUUAUCUAGCUUGGAAACAUUAAUCGUCUCACAGAAGUCUGAAAUCGAGUAUUUGCAGAAGAAACUGAAAGUGGCAAAUGAAAAGUUGUUGGGUUAUAGAUCCUCUGACCAGAGUUUCUCAGGGAAGAGCGCUGAAGGAAAACACAAGGAACCACCUGUGAAACGCUCAAGGUCUUUGUCCCCAAAGAGCUCUUUCAUGGGCUCAGAGGAGCUAAGGAAGCUGAAAAAAGCUGAAAGAAAAAUUGAAAACUUAGAGAAGACACUACAGCUAAAGAGUCAAGAAAAUGAUGAGCUAAGAGAUGCCCAUGAAAAACGCAAGGAAAGGCUACAGAUGUUACACACCAACUACAGAGCAGUAAAAGAGCAAUUAAAACAGUGGGAAGAAGACAGUGGCAUGACUGAAACUAGAAAAAUGAAGAGAGCACAUCCUCAACAACUUUGUCAAGAAGAUUCUGAUGCUGUGUGGAAUGAAUUGGCAUAUUUCAAAAGAGAAAACCGAGAGUUGAUGGUUCAAAAGAUGACUCUUCAAGAUGAAUUGGAUGAACUUAAAGUACAUAUGUCUAUUGAUAAAACAACAAUUCAAGAGUUGAAUAGGUGCAUGGCAGAGAAAAGAGAAGAACAACUCUUUAGAUACCAUGAAGAUGUUGGGGUCAAGAAGAGUACUCCAGAGAAGAAUGAGAAAGCAAUACCGGAGCAGACAUUACAGAAGGUCAUUGAGUUGGAAAAUCGGCUGAAGUCUUUUGAGAAAAAGUCAAGAAAGUUAAAAGAGGGGAAUAAAAGAUUGAAGAAAGAAAAUGAUGUACUGAAAUCCCAUUUAAAACACUAUCGAGACGAUUCGGAGGUGAGAGAAAGAGAGAUAGAGCACCUAUUGAAGGUGAGUAAAGAUGUAGAAAAGGACAAAUGUGAGCUUCAAACAAAAAUCACUGAGCUGGAGAGGGAAGUCACUUCCCUGAGGAGACAAGUAGCAGAAGCCAAGGCUUUGAGAAAUGACAGUGAAGAGGCUGCGAGUCAAGGGGAGAAACUGCACGGAUGUCCCCCAGACAAAGCUAAAUCUGAGAUAGCCACCACAGAUGUGAAAGCCCGGCAGUAUGGCUGCAAGACAACCACUACUAAGGUGAAGUUUAAAGCUGCCAAGAAAAAGAUCUCUGUGGGUCGCCACCACACUUUUCUCAAUCACUCCAUCAAGGUUAUGAGCCAUGUUGAGAACCUCAGCAAGGACGGCUGGGAGGAUGUGAGUGAAGGCAGUGAUGAUUCUGAAACACAAACCUCUCAAAAUUUGGGAACAAUUAUUGUGGAAACAUCCCAGAAAAUAAGCCCUAUAGAAGACAAUGGAGACCAGAAAGAAAUUGAUCAAACAGAAGACAGCUACGUUCAGCAAAGGGAAAUGCAGACAUACUCACAUGAGGACAGCAAGGCCCUGAAGGAUAUUUCUCAUUGUAAGAAUACCAAGAAAAUGAGUUUUCAAAAGAAGAGUGGAAGCAUGCAGAAGACUUUUCAUACAGUGAUUCCUGUCAGAGUUAACAGAGAAAAAUGCAAAAAUAUACCUGCCCAGAAAUCCAGUAGCAACACUAUUUUAUUACGAGAACGGAUUGUAUCCUUGCAGCAACAAAACAGUUUGCUUCAUAAUGCCAGGAAAGCAGCAGAGUCUUCUGCUAAGGAGUAUAAAGAAGCAAAUGAGAAACUCCUCCAUCAACAGCAGAUAUCUGAUCAGCGAUUUCAGACCAGCAGACAGACGAUAAAGAAGCUAACUCUUGAUUUGGCUGGACUUCGAAAAGAAAAAGAAGAUUUGCUGAAGAAAUUGGAGUCUUCAUCUGACAUCACUAGCUUGGCUGAGGAAGUUUCUAGAGUAAUGGCUCCACAGAUACAAGUUACCACACUGGGUCCUUCAAGGAGCAUGGAUUUGGAAAUGAAGCAAUUGCAGUGUAAACUAAAGAAUGCAACUAACGAACUCACUAAACAAUCGUCAAACGUGAAGUCUCUGAAACUGGAACUCCUAGCAAAAGAAGAACACAUAAAGGAGAUGCAUGAAAAGAUAUCUCGAAUGGAGAGAGAUAUAACCAUGAAAAGACACCUGAUCGAGGACUUGAAAUUUCGACAGAAAGUAAAUUCAGAAAGUAAUGAAAGUUUUAAUGAAAUGUUAGAAAAUCUUGAAAAAAAGGUGAAGACAUUAACUGAAGAAUGUUCCAACAAGAAGGUAUCAGUUGACUCACUAAAGCAAAGACUUAGUGUUGCCGUGAAAGAGAAGUCACAGUAUGAACAGAUGUACCAGAAAACUAAAGAGGAGUUAGAAAAAAAGGAUCUCAAGUUGAAUCUCCUCAUAUCAAAAAUAAAUGAAACAGAAACAGCAAUGGCACAGAUUGAGACAGCAGCAUCAGAACAGCUCCAAGGCUUAGCACUGCAGAGUGAACAGGUCCUGGAAGGUGCGCAGAAGAAACUGCUGGCAGCCAAUGAGAAACUGGAAGAGUUCACCCUGUUUGUGAAGGCUUUGGUCAAAGAGUUACAAAGUGGUGUCCAUAGGACCAGACAUCAAAUCAAAGAGCUUAAGAAGAUGCACAAAGACAAACAUGCUUGUAAAACCUCAACCCAUAAAGCCCAGACCUUGGCAGCAUCCAUCCUGAACAUUUCACGGUCAGACCUGGAGGAAAUACUGGACACAGAAGAUGAAGUGGAAAUUGAAAAGACAAAGAUAGAUGCUGAAAAUGACAAGGAAUGGCUGUUGUAUAUUCAGAAACUUCUUGAAGGACAGCUUCCUUUUGCCUCAUAUUUACUAGAAGCAAUACUGGAGAAAAUAAAUGAAAACAAGAAACUAACUGAAGGAUAUUUCACAAUUAUGAAAGACAUUAGAUAAUAUAGAUAGAGAUAGCUAAGGAUACAUACACAUACACACACAUACACACACACACACAUUUCAAACAAGAGGAUUUCAUGUGCUCUGGUUGUAAAUACUCCAGUACAGUAUCUGCUCAAGCUAUCAAUGGGUGACUUCAAUACCAAAAUAAGACAUUUCUGAAAUUAAUUGAUUCUGAACAAGUAAAGCUAGCUAAGCACACAUCCACUUAAAAGGAGAGUCUAUCAUUUGAUUGUUGGAUACAAAUAUUUUCACAAAUACAAACUUAAAAAUUAUUUUCCUUCCAGUACAAAGAAAGAAUCUAGAAUAAGCUUGUCACAUACAGGUUGGUCUAAGUAUAAAAAGAAAAAUGUAUAGAUAAAGGACUUAAUAUUCUAAAUUUUACAUAAAACUAGACUUUUACAUAAAACUGUUAUAAAUGUCCCUUUGUAAUCCGGUGAGUAACAUAUUUGUGUGGUGAGAAAAUAUAAGUUAUCCUAACAUGAAGGAGUGAGCAUUGAAUGAAGCUAUUGUGUGGUUCAUUGUGCCUAUUUUUGUUGAUAUACUGGAUUUUAUAGGAGGUACUGUGUUUUUCUAGAACUAUCUGGCAAAAUAAAAAACAUUUUCUCCUUUCUCGCCUUGUGCAGUCAUAUAAAUCAGCAAGGGCCAGAGCACUGGUGUCUAAUGUUGGUGUAGACCUAGCAAAGCAUGGUCAUGUAAUCAUCAAUGCCUUCUCACCACGAUGGACCAUUGUAUUUGGUUCCUGAGUGCCUCCCUCCCUGCACUUCUUCAAGGUGUUCUUGCCACAUCCUCUUGGUGCCUCUGAGUCACUGAAUUUGAACCUCCACAGUUGAUGUAGGUGUCCUGUCUUUGCCUAUCCCUAUCUUCUCAUUAUUCAAGUUCACUUUAUCUCCUUGCUCAUAGACAUAUUCUCUGAAUAUCUUACUGUUUAUAUGAAAUCAUCUGUUUUUAAUAUGGUCACAUCUUUGUUUUAUGGCUUAUUCUCAUUUUCUCCUUAGAAUGUAGAUCCCAUGAGAUUAAGGCAGGGACUAUCAAAUUAAAGAAAGCCCUUAGCCAAAUACAGCCUGCCACCUACUUUUGUAUGGUCCACA
Phodopus roborovskii (desert hamster) is the source of this 5424-nucleotide messenger RNA. RefSeq names its product centlein (gene Cntln). The transcript has 26 exons. Gene Ontology annotation, biological process: protein localization to organelle; centriole-centriole cohesion. Gene Ontology annotation, cellular component: centriole; centrosome. Bases 140 to 4333 code for a protein of 1397 amino acids. NCBI's taxonomy places the organism in Eukaryota, Metazoa, Chordata, Mammalia, Rodentia, Cricetidae. The record is from RefSeq and is a predicted model, not a curated record.